AUGGUGGGCGCGGGGACACAAUUGGCGCCUGCAGCUCCAACUGAAAAAGUGAAGUACAAUGCUUUUGGACAAUUCCUCUUCUAUUUGGUCUCUUUCAUCGAAGGUUACGACCAACAGGUGUUGUCCAUGUGUAUGAGGGCUUUCGAGUUAACGUUGGGUUUUUCGCAGUCUCAGUUGUCCACGUUAUCAACUGUGUCUACCAUGUCCCGCAUGGGUUGCUGCUUAAUCUGGGGAUUGUUGGCAGAUAAUCAUCACUCGAAUUAUGUACUCGGCGGUGGUUUGUUAGUGAUGGGUAUGGCUUCAAUUUUCUUAAGUUCAGCGUCGCACUACAAAGUGAUCCUCUUCCUGCGAUUCUUACACGGGUUUGGAUUCGCCUGUGUAUAUCCGGUACAACAGAAAAUAGUUGCAGAUUCAACUGGUUCAGAGGAUUCAAACCAACAGGCGGAGGAAGGCCAGCAUGAUGCAGCUGAUAGUGCAGAGGAAGGGGAGGAAGAAGAAGAUUCGAAGGAAACGAAAGAUGCUAAUGACAUGUUUACGACUUUCCAGGCUCUAAAUUGCAUUGGUAGGUUGAUAUGUGCAGUCAUAACUACGCUUAUCGCACGCAAAGUCUUAUUAGGAUAUUAUGGCUGGCGUACGUCGUACGUUGUGUUGGGAUACGUGUGGAUAUUAUUUGGUAUUGCGAUUGUCUGUGGAAUGCAGGGCAAGUUUAAGAAAUCCAAAGAAGAAUUACCAGAGCUAAUAAAGAAAGCCUUUGAAGAAGUUUUUCAAAAGAAGACGACAGGAAUAUCCAUAUUUACCAUAUUCAUCGCAGAAGCGCCAAUGUGCGCGUUUAAUUAUAUGACCAUCUAUCUGCAAUAUUUGGGAGUGUCUGACACAAUGGCAGGUGUCGCAAUUGCAGUCACAUUGAUUGGCGGCGCAGCGGGAAGUGGCGCGGGAGGAGUAAUUAUAAAGGAAAUAGCGAAAAAACAGAAAUAUUAUGGUGAGCCCGGCGCUGGAUGCGUAGUGAUGAUUAUCCGAUAUGUUGUGUGCUUAUUGUUCUUUUUAGGCCCAGCGCCGCAAGGGAAGCUGCUUUGGUAUCAUUACGUAGAGUUGGCAGUUCUUGGGGCAACAUUAGUGUCGGUUGGUGGUGUUGAUAGGGCCAUAAUGAAGAAAUCAAUUCAAGACAAGUACCAGGCUACGGCAUCUGCCAUAAUUCGAACCAUAUCCGGUAUUGCAAGCAGUGUGAUUCUCUACCAGAUUUCGGCUUAUUUGACCGAAAAAGUUUUUGGUUACGUUCCCUCUCGAGAAUCCUUUGAAACCAUGGCUACUGACAUUAAAGACCGAAAUUCAGAGGCUCUGAGGAAGUCUAUGAUGUAUAUUAUUUUAGCAGGUACAACACUUAAUCUUGUUUGCUAUAUUGCAUACUUUGUGACUUAUUCAACGGAUAGGAUUAAAAAGAAAAAGAAGGCACAAGCAUCAAAGGCGGCACAAUGA
Messenger RNA from Babesia bigemina, 1473 nucleotides. RefSeq names its product MAJOR FACILITATOR SUPERFAMILY MEMBER protein, putative. Gene Ontology annotation, cellular component: membrane. The transcript is spliced from 2 exons. The record is from RefSeq and is a predicted model, not a curated record. Gene Ontology annotation, biological process: transmembrane transport. NCBI's taxonomy places the organism in Eukaryota, Apicomplexa, Aconoidasida, Piroplasmida, Babesiidae. Gene Ontology annotation, molecular function: transmembrane transporter activity. Bases 1 to 1473 code for a protein of 490 amino acids.